AUGGGGAAUAGACCAGCUGGGUCUCAUGGUGGAUCUUGUUGCUCUAGGUUUUUCGUCUGUGCUAUGGCUCUGGCUGAUGCAGUUCCUCCUUCUAAACUAAUGGAACCCGCCUUGGGCGAGUACUGGAAGCCGGAAAGCAAAUUGUUUCUCUUCCCUAAAACCAUCUUCGGCAACACUGGGAGAAAGAGUAUUACAAGAAAGGGAUUGGUUCUUAAAGGGAGCAGCCACCAUAGCGUCAACGUCCAGAGGAGGGUUUGGCGAAAGAAAGAUGGGGAGCCCGUCAUAUUGACCACCACUACUGGAAUUGUGUUGGUUAUCCAAUGGCAGCUCUUUCCAUCUAUCGUCUUGCUCUCCUCUAUUGAGAACCCCGAUUCACGAGCAGGACUCUCUCAAGUAUCUGACGUGAUUAGGCGGGGACAGGAUUCGAACCUGCAGUCUUCAGGUCAUUUUUGCGUUCUUAAUUGGCAAAGUAGUCGCGCCGACCGUGCUUGUACAAUGUUUAGGAGCGCGAAAUUAAUAAUUUUGUCUUGUAAGUGUUUCAGAGAGUUUGGAGUUCCAUCUCAGCCAGUUAGUGCAGCAUUGCCAUCUGCUGUGAUGGAUCCGUCUCCGUUGGUUGAUCAAAAUGAGUGGUCUACUGUCCCUCCUUAUCAAAGUCCACGACCAUCAUCUUAUGUUCACGAAUGGACGGAUUGGGAAGUCAGAACCACUAUCCCUCCUUAUCAAAAUGAAGGUCCAUCAUGUAGUGUUCAUCAAUGGCCGGCUUGGGAAGAAAGAAAUACUAGCCCUCCCUAUGUAGAUGAAGGUCCAGGAUCAUCUAGUGUUCAUGAAUGGCCGGCUUGGGAAGAAAGAAAUACUAACCCUCCCUAUGUAGAUGAAGGUCCAGGAUCAUCUAGUGUUCAUGAAUGGCCGGCUUGGGAAGUAAGAAAUACUAACCCUCCUUAUGUAGAUGAAGGUCCAGGACCAUCUAGUAUUCAUCAAUGGUCGGCUUGGCCAGUAAGAAAUACUAUCCCUCCUUAUCAAAAUGAAGAUCCAUCAUGUACUCAUCGUGAAUGGACCAAUCGGGGAGUGACUACAACUGAUCUAUUGGACGUAAGUAGAAGUGAUGAGGAGUAUGUUAGUGAAACUGAUGAAGAGGAUCAAGGGCGAAUUGAUGCUGAUUCUAGUGAUGACGAGGAGUCCUUUGUUGCGUGUUCUUUGGAUCCUGAUCAUGACGGUGGCUUGAAUGCCCUCGCAUGCGCCAUUCGAGAUGAAGGUGUUGAAUGGAUUGAAAACUCAAAUGCCAACAACGAAGAUGUACCGGACCCGGUGGAAUUCGUGGAAUUUGAAGAUCAACGACAACGGUUUGUCCUGGGUAAUGAAUUAAUUAAUCAAAGCGUUGUUGAUGCAUAUAGUGAACAAAAUAUUGAUCAGGGUCCUCCAAGUGAUGAAGCAUGGGCUAAUCGGACUUUUUCUGAUAAAUCAUCGCUAGUAAGGGCCUUGGACGCUUGGCACAUUGCACAUAAUGUGCAGCUUAAAGUUGUUAAGUCAAAUACAACUAGAUAUACUGUGCGAUGUGUGGUCGAUUCUUGCCCUUGGAGAUUACAUGCCUCUCAACCGAAAGGUAGUUCAUUUUUUAAAGUAAAGACUUAUAAAGGUCCGCACACUUGUUUGGUUCCAAUUCUAAAUACAAGACAUCGAAACUGUACAUCAUCUUUCAUAUGUCAAUUUAUACUACCUACACUGAAGGCAAGGCUUACAAUGAGUCCUAUAGAAAUUCAAGCCCGAAUUCAGAGCGAGUUACAUGUUACCAUAUCAUAUAGCAAGGCUUGGCGGGCACAGAAUAAAGCACUACAAAUUAUAUACGGUAGUUGGGAGCAAUCAUACUGCGACCUUCCUCGAUACUUCUCUAUGUUGGAAUCAACAAAUCCAGGAACUAUUACAAAGAUUGAUUAUAUUAGUGUGGCGAGCAAUACGAGAAUGUUUUCACGAGCCUUUUGGGCUUUUGGACCGUCGAUUCAUGGUUGGGAGUAUUGCCGGCCAUUACUUAGUAUCGAUGCUACUCAUCUGUAUAAGAAAUACGGAGGCCAAGCAUUAAUUGCCACAGGUGUCGAUGCUAAUGGUGGUUUAUUUCCGCUAGCUUUCGCAAUUUGUGAGGGGGAGAAUGGCUCGAGUUGGGUGUGA
Molecule: messenger RNA, 2160 nt
Organism: Ananas comosus (pineapple)
Lineage: Eukaryota; Viridiplantae; Streptophyta; Magnoliopsida; Poales; Bromeliaceae
Exons: 6
Coding region: 1-2160 (719 amino acids)
Source: RefSeq, a predicted model, not a curated record